AUGGCGCUCUCCGAAACACCUGGCCUCUUGGAGUCUCUGCCCCCUCCGCACCGUCGCGCGACUGCGUGCAACUCUGCGGCGGCCGGUCUCGACUGCCUGUGCGUCUUCGUCCCGCCCUCGUCGGGCGACCCCAAGGCGCUCGAGCGGGCGCCGGCCUUCGAGGCCUUCGCGGCGUCGUUCUCCUCCGGCGCCGCGUCCUCAGAAGCCCGGUCGGCGUCUUCUGACUUCCCAGCUCACGGAGAGGGGAUUCUGUGGAGCGGGGACUCGUGCCCUGCACGGCCCGAGGAAUGGAGCAACGAGGAAUACGCAGCUGCGCUGGCGCGGCUGCGACGCCUCGUGGACGCGUCAGCCUCCGCAGCCCAGGCAGACGACAGCCUGAUCGGGGAGAAUCUGCUAAACGGCACAGGUGGAAGCCGCUAUGGCGCCUGGACGUGCCCUGGAACGCCCCCGCCGAAUCGGAGGUGGAAACACCAAGAAGAUGGCCGCAGACGGGAGACCCCGGGCGGGCUGCAGGCAGAACUGGAAGAAAGUGCCGGCGCGCUGAACAUCCUGACGCAAGAGGGAUUUCGUCUCCUCUACAGUCUCUCAAAGUGCUUCUCUCCGCCGUCCGACGGAGGCGAGGGCGACUCUUGCGGCUACUCGCGCGACGGCCUUGACUCACCUUCUUGCCGGCGCGACCGCGAUCUGCAGGCGAGCUUCUUGGAGCUGCUUGCGCGGGUCUGCUCGCAGAUCGCGACCCUCGUGGAGGCGCUCCCCAGUCGGCUUCGGCCCGACGGCCAUGGGCCCACGCUGCGGCUCCUCUGCGCGCGCCAGCAGGGCGGCGCUUCGGACCUGCGUCGCCGCCGCCGCGGUUUUGCGCAGAGCGAAGAGGACGGCGACGAGGAGUUCUCAGACGCGGGCGUUGUCGCCUUCUUUGGCGAAGACGGCGAGCGCGACGAGGGCCUGUGCAGCGCCGAGUCGCGGAACGGCGCGAGACACACCCACCCCCGCGCCUUCGCCUCUCCCCUCGUGGCCGGUGCCCUCGCCUCCGGCGUCACGGUGCUUGACGCCGCCCGCGUCCUGCGAUCGCUGCUGCUCUGCGGCGUCUUCUUCGCAGACUGGCUGGUCGGCGAAGCCUUGAGGGACAUCGAGGAAGGCCCGCGAGGCGACGGAGACAGCGAGCUGGAGCGAACGGGCCGCGGCCGAGGCGGCAGGCGAUUCGCCUCCAGCGUCCGAUCGAGGCACAAAAGCGACGGCCUUCCGGGCAGCGUGCGCAGCGCCAGCAGCCACGCGCGCACCCGGGGGGGCGCUGUCCCGAUCCGCGCAGGCAAGCGCAAGCGCAACGAGCAGAUGGAAGUCGACCUGGAGGAGACGUCCUCGCCGGGCGCCCCCGCGGUCUUCGACGACGACGAGGACCUCGCGUGCCUCGAGCCCCGCGACGAGGCCCCCUCCGCACGCCGUCGAGGCCUGAGCAGCGGCGUCGGCGUCCAGCUCGCCUCGCUCCUCGGCGCACUGAGUGAAAUCGCCCGCUCGCGCGCGGCAUGGCGAGCAUUUGACUCAGAUUUCGGCGGUGAACGAAAGGACGAAGACCGCCACCGAUUUUUCGUGCUUCGCGCGCUCAUGCGCCCGCUUCACGUGCUGUACGACGAAGAGAAGAUAAAGAGCCACGCCCAGCUGCAGGCAGUCUUCCUCGCAGAAGAUGGCGUGGGGGAGAAGCUGAGGACGGUGAUCAAGCGCUCGCUGGUGGCGCUGCUCGAGACAAUUGAGACGCGGCGCGAGGCACAGACGCUGGCGCGCCGCGAGGUGAAGAAGCGCCAGCGCGAAGAGGAGGAACGAAGGAAGGCGGAGGAAAAGGCCCGCGUGCAGGAGGAACUGCGACGCGAAAUGCAAGAUGUGAGUGAGGGAGAAGACGGCGCCGAGGCCGAGAAAGACGCGGAAGACAACGAGGGCGGGGAGGGCGAGGGAGGCGACGAGUCAAAAGCCAAGGCGGAGGAUGAGCAGAAGAAAGAAAGCGAGGCCGAAGAUGACGACGGCGAAGACGACGAAGAAGAGGAAGGGCAACUCUCCUGGCGGUCGCAGCUCAACAGCAUCCUCUUGCAGCCCGAGUGCAAAGCCCUCAUCGAAGUCCUGACUGCGCCAACGCUUCGCCGGCGACGCCUGCCUUCACUGGUGCUGCGUGAGCUGACGCAGCAGCUGAAGGAGCAGCUGCUGCUGAGUGGUGGAGUGGAUAAGGCGACGGCGGCGCAGAAGAAGAGUUUUUCGUGCGCGGCGACGAGUUUGGAGUGCUUCGCCUCGCUGCUGCCACGUGUCUGGAUUAGCGAGAAAGCGACGCUGCUGCAGCUCUUCGCGGCGGACGCCUACCAUAUUCGCAAGGCGCUUCUCGAGUGCCUCAAGGCACUGCUUCUUCGCGCGCACCGCGUAGUCGACCUAGAAGAAGAAGAGUGCGACGAGGGCGGCGACGGCGGCGACGUCUCUCAAGCCGCACGUGAGGGCGACACCUCCGAGACGGCUGAGGUGGCGGAGGUAGCAGAGGAGGCUGAGGAGGUGGAGGACGAAGAUGCGAACGGGCGGCCGCGCCGCGAGCGAGGCGGGAAGACGCCGAGCGCGGCUGCCGACGGCGAAGAGGAGAAGCUCCUUCGAGCGGCGACGCACUGGGGCGACGACGACGGGGCUUCCGCGCCCGCGGGACCCUCCCGCGACGCGCGGCUGGAGGCGUCUGCGGCGCAGCGGCUGCAGCGCACGCGCGCCUUUUGGAGCGCCGAGCGCGCGUCGCUGAUUCGUGAGCUGCUACUCAGGCUCGACGACCGCACCCCGCUUGCGCGGACGUGGGCGCUGAAGGUUUUAGCCGACCUCAUCGGCGAGCAGGAGGCGCUCCCCACGCUGUUUGUUGUCCAGAGCGCGCAGAAGGCGGUGCGACGCCUCCUCGAUAAAAGCACGCUGGUGCGAUCGGCGGCAAUCGGCGUCUUCUCUGCGCUGAUUCACCUAGCCGUGAAGCAGCAACGCGCAGGCUGCAGGGAAAGCCCCGACCAGCCCUUCCUCUGGCUGCUGGUAAACGGCGAAGAAGAGUGGGACCUCGUCAUGCAACGCGUCAAGCAAAGGAGAAAAGAGAGGCGCCGCAGAGAGGAGAGGAAGAGAAGAGAGGCGGAGAAGAAACGCGACGCGCACUCUGACGAGAGCGAGGUGGAGGCUGCUCAGGCGAGCGCGUCGGACGAACAGGGAGACGCUGGAAAGGCAGCAGACGCUGAGGAACCCCGAAAGGAGGAAGCCGGAGAGGAGGCAGAAGUCAUGGACUUCGAAGACCUUGCUGUGCAGGCCGAAGAGGCCCUGCGCAAAGCCGUUGACAUCUGCCAGGAGUUGCUGUUUUCGCGGAGCGAAGGCGACCAGAAGGCUUCUCUGCGGUUUUUGAUCGACUGCUGCCUGUUGCUGCAGCUGCGGCGGCGGCGUCUGCUGCCGGCGCUGCAGAAGGCGCUGCGCCUGGCGUUCUCUCGGAGCGCAGUUGUCGCGGAUCUCCUUCUUCUCGAGUUUUACCGGCUUUUCUUGGAGCCGAAGAGCCUGGAGGAGCAACAGAUUAUCCUCCGCGACCACUUCGCUCUGCGGCGCGCACUGGCGCAGCACGAGGCCGUCGCCCUGGCUCUCCAGGACGCGGCGGCCGAGCGCGGGCGCAGAGACGGAAAAGGCGCGGAGGAGAAGGGCGACAAGAGGCGCGCGAGGGAGCAGCAGCAGAGCAAGAGCUUCGCGUUGGCGCUCUCGGCGAUCACCAAGGGCAGGGGGGGGCUGCUGGGCGGCGGGGGUCCGCCGCUGCGCCCGCUGGAGAAGCUGCUGCUCCACACGGAGAUCAGUCCGACGGUCAACGGCGUCUUCCGCUUCGGCGCCGGCAGACUGUUGGAGCUCGUUGAGGAAGGCGACAUGGCUUGUCUCGCCUGCAUCGAAAAACUGUUCUUCCUCACCCUCUCCAAAGAAGGAGGCUGCUGCGAACACCGCGCCGCUCUCAAAAAAGCCGCAGACGCCCUUUUCUCCAUUGCUAUGCAACCUAAUUUCCUUCUGGGCCGCGACGCCACGCCGCGCUGCGCGCUGGGGCUGCUGCGGCUGCUGUUCCAGGCGAGCCGGCAGACGGCGCACGCGGCGUCGCACGGGGCCGCUGGGGUACUUUCGGCGCUGCCGUCGGAGGCGUCGCUGGGCACGCCGCUGCUGCGGCGGAAAGACGAGGCUCCGACUCGCGACGCAGUCGCGGCGCUGCAUCGGCUGUCAAACGGCCAGCUGCUGGCGCUGCAGGGCGCGAUCGUGAGGCAGCUCAAGGCGCCCGCGAGCGGCGCCGCGACCUCGGCGCGCGUGCGGCGUCUGCGCCCAAGCCCUGCGACCUCGGACGGCGGCGUGCGCUUCUUGAUCGUCGCAGAACUCUGUAGAAUCCUCGCCGCGUCGCUGCCUGACCGGCGAACCACGAAGGCCGCGGUUGUCGCCCUCGAGGCACUCAUGGCCCACUACGGGACUGCCGACCCCAACUGGUUUUCCGCCGCUCAGGCGGUGAUCGACGUGACGUUUGCGCACUGCGCGCGGCCUGAGGAGCUGUGGUCGCAGCUCCUCUCUCACCUGUUGGGCCAUUUGCUUCGCGCCCCGUCCUCUGCAGACGCCGGGGCUCCUGCGUCGCGGCCGCCAGGCUCCUCCACUUCGCUGUCGUCGUCUCUGCUUUCUCAGCCGUCGACGCCCUUCGCGUCCUCCGCGCCGGUCUCGGCCGCCGCAGUCCUGCCGGCGGCGCCCUGCCGGCUGCCUGCCAGUCUGUGUGUCCGCGAGCCGUCGCUCUACCAGCUCGCGCAUCUAGUCUUCCUCGCGGGUCACGUGGCUCUCCGCAUUUGCAUCCUGCUGGAGCAGCAGCAGUCGGACGUGAAGCAGGAGCGCUCCGAGAUGCAGCGGCGAGCGAUGAACCGCCGCCAGGGCAAAGGCGAAGUGGAGUCGCGCAAGGGCGAAGGCGAGGCGACGUGCGGAAAGAAAUUCCGCGGCGAGCAGGACCCCGGCGCCGACCCCGCGAGCGAGCCUGAGGAGGACGACGGCGCGGCCGCGGCCGCGCGACAAGGCGGAAACCGCAGCGACGCAGCCAUGCGAGAAGGUGGAACGGGGGCGAGAGGCGACGACGACGACGGCGAGCUGCAGACCGUGGAGGGCAACAUGGGCAUGCAGACGCGCGAAGAGGAGGAAGCCGAGCUGUUCACGCACAUCCUCGAAACACAGAUUGUUGGCGCCGGGCUUCUCGGCAGGCCGCUCAAGCGUCUCAUCCUCGUCGCCGCCCUGGAGCCACAGCGCCUCCUCGCGCGGCGGCCCUCGAGCGAAGACCGACGGCGAGGCGGCGCGCCUGGCGACGCGCAACCUCGCAGCGAGGACGCCCUGCGCGGCGCCAACGGCGGCGUGUUCACGCCUCUGCGCAAGGCCCAGACGCCGUCUCUGCAUCCGUUCGCAGCGACGCCGAGGUUGAUUGCAGGCGCUCCACGCGGCGACGAAGAGGCGGCGCACGGGGCGGGCCGCCAACCCGAAGGCGCCUCCUCGUCUUCUUCGUUUUCCGCCUUUUCUGCGCUCUCGCCGCUCUCCUCGCUGGAAGACUCGCCGAGCCUGGCGACUCUGCAUGCGGCCGCGGUCAUCGCCCUUUGCAAAUUCGCGACCAUCUCGCGAACCUUCUGCGAGUCGCGCAUUUGCAAAACGACUUCGGUGCUCCACGCACUCAUUUCGCUCCUCUUUAGCCAAGCGACGAAGACUCCAAAUGCAUCCGCAGUGCCUUCAGCGGCGCCGCCGACCGCCAAGGGCCCGUCGCCCGCCGGCGUGUUCGCGCAGGCCGCGUUACAAACUCCCUUUCCAACGAAGGAGAAGGAGCCCGCUCCGAGCGGCAACGAGACGACCCAGCCGCUCAAGGCAGAAUACGAAACGCAACUCAUUCCUUCCAGCGUCUUCGAGGCGACGCCGCUCCCAGGUCGGCGCCUGGAGAGAGAGGAACCCGAAGCGAGCCAGACGCGGCACACAGGCGAGGAGGCGACUCACGACAAGAAGGAGAGAGUGCGGCUGCCCUCUGCACUGCGCCAAACGCUCUUGGUGUGCUACGCAGAUCUCACCUGCCGGCAUCCGAACGUGCUGGAGCCGUAUAACGACGUGGUUUUUAACAUUUUGGUUGACGGCGACGCGCGCGUGCGGCUCGCAGGCGUGCAAGUCUUUACUCACUUGGUGAUGAACGGGAUGGUGAAGCCCAAGGGGCGGCUGCUGGUGCUGAUGCUGCAGCUCCUGCGCGAUCGCGACGCGCGCAUCUGCGCCGCCGCGGAGACCUUCUUCUACGAAGUCGAGCGGAAGGGCGGACACGCGAUUGUGAACAGCCUGCCGGAGCUCCUCGGUGCGCUGGCUGGCGCCGGCGACGACGAGGAUGCGAGUGCCGAGGACGCAGACGCAAGCGGAGAUUCCGCAGAAUCCGCCAGCGAAGCGCCCGUGCAGGAGACGGACAGCGACGCCAGCGAGGCGGAUGAACAGGAGAGAGAGGAGGGAGAGGAGAGAGGGUCGCGACAGAAGGCGAGGGACAGCGAUGUCGCCGAAGGCGACCCUGGAGAGACGGCGAAGGACAAGGAGACGCGUGGGGUCGCUGGCAGCGCGGAGGCGAAGAAGCGAAAGGAGCAAGAGAGACUCGUGACAUUUCUGCUGCAGUUCGUGAAGCAUCACCGGCACAGCGAGGCGCUGAUUGAGAAGUUUUGUCAGCGUAUUGCGGCGCUUCCCAUCCCGAAGCUCGCGCUCUCAGAGGCGUCGCUGGGGCGGGGGAGUCAGAGUCAGGCGAGGGGCUCGGCCGCUGCGCCCUCGCCGCCGCUGUCGCCUUCGCGCGCGGGGAGGGGCUCUCGGGGCGAUGCAGAGCGGGCGGCGUCUGCGCGUCGGGUGUAUUUCCAAGCGAUAUCGGCCGUCUGCUUGGCGUCGCCGAAUCUCGAGAAGGCCCUCCGCCGCCUCGCCUCUUCGUUUCCGCUGCUGCGGUUCGCAGUCGCCGCGCGGGAAGAAGGCGGCGGCGAGGAGAUUCUCAAAGACUUGCUGCGGCGCGUCUCGAUAAAAAUAUCGGGGCGAUGGGGCGGCGGCGCCAGCGCGCCCGCCGGUCGAGGAGGCGACGCAGGCAAGGCAGGCCGCGGCGACGAGGAGGCGGCGACGGGCGACGGCGACAGACCGGGCAGCGCGGGAAGCCCAAGUGGCGGCGCUCAGGACGUCGCGCUGAUUCGCGAGGUUGUCGAGGAGCUGCAGAAGAAGCUGCAGGCGGCGACAGAGGACGCCACUGAGAAGCCGCCGGCCGAGGAGGCGAUGCUGGCGGAGGGUCUGGACGAAUUGAGCGACGGCGAGGAGACCGGACGCAACGGCCGCAAGGCGACCGGCGCCGACGCCGGGUGGGACGAGGCGCGCGGAGAUGCAGACGAGGCCGGCAGCGUAGGCGUCGCACCGGAGGCGGCUGCGAGGGAAAAGAGGCCGAGAGAAGAAGCCUCUCGAGACGACGCCGGAGAGGCCGCGCCGGCGUCGGCGCGCGCAGGCAGACUCCGCUGCAACUGA
This is a messenger RNA of Besnoitia besnoiti, 7521 nucleotides long. RefSeq lists its product as uncharacterized. Bases 1 to 7521 code for a protein of 2506 amino acids. The transcript has 14 exons. Gene Ontology annotation, cellular component: condensed chromosome, centromeric region. The record is from RefSeq and is a predicted model, not a curated record. Gene Ontology annotation, molecular function: histone binding. NCBI's taxonomy places the organism in Eukaryota, Apicomplexa, Conoidasida, Eucoccidiorida, Sarcocystidae. Gene Ontology annotation, biological process: mitotic chromosome condensation; meiotic chromosome condensation.